This is a messenger RNA of Rhodofomes roseus, 928 nucleotides long. RefSeq lists its product as uncharacterized. The coding region runs from base 67 to 798 and encodes 243 amino acids. The record is from RefSeq and is a predicted model, not a curated record. NCBI's taxonomy places the organism in Eukaryota, Fungi, Basidiomycota, Agaricomycetes, Polyporales, Fomitopsidaceae. The transcript has 2 exons.
AGGCCAUCUGUCAGCUCUAGUGAGUCAUUGCAGGCCAAAUCCUCUCAUUCCGAGACUCACCAGGGAAUGCACAGUAAAUCUCACGCUAUUCUGUAUCUGCCGGAUCUGCCGUUGUGGAGAGAGUCGUCCAGCAACGGGGUAUCUGUCAUGCAUGUGUACAACUACAACGCAAGUGCAAGCCCACCGACCUCGAGAUGGACGCGCAACACCCUGCGCAACAAAGUCAACGGACAGGUCCGCGAGCUUUUCUACCGCGAAGGUGACGUCGUGUUCUACGCGAGGACGUUCAAGUUCAUCAAGGGUCCUGAGCUCGUGGGCGUCCAGAACCUUGGUGACCUCAGGGCGAAGGAAGGUACUCCAAAGAGGCUGGCGCGCCGGACUCUGGAGACGUCGGAGAGGAACGAUGCACUCUUCAGCGCAGUAGAGAGUGCGUAUGCGACGGGCGUACUGCCAGUCGCACUGAUCGGGCUACAGUGCAUUGGCUACAAAGCGGGCUUCGACGAACGUCUCCGAGCCCAGUAUAUGCCCAAUCUGACGAAGCCUUCCGGUGUUGACGCGACGCUCCUCUCUAACUCUGUCAAGUCGGAGCCAGAGUCAACGCCCAAUGCUCGCGUCUUGGAGAAGCGCAAGCGCGAGACAGCAGCAGCUGCGGAUCCACGGAAGAAGGCGAAAACGGGUGCGACCUCAGCAGCGACAAAGGCGGUGAAGCCAGGAGUGAAGGUGGAGACGAAGCCGCCAGCCGCAGUGAACCAGUCCGAAGUGGCAGAUUCAGCGGCGAGAAUACGCGGGCGAGAAUAGGGGCAAGCACAUGGGAAGGUUGGGAAGCAUGUAUGGGCGUAGUUACUGCCUGUCAUAAACUCGCGUUACGAUGUGAAUGUGUAGUUGUGGGACAAGUGGCCGUCAUAUGUCGAAAUCCGCCAUAUCGAGG